Molecule: messenger RNA, 462 nt
Organism: Rhodofomes roseus
Lineage: Eukaryota; Fungi; Basidiomycota; Agaricomycetes; Polyporales; Fomitopsidaceae
Exons: 3
Coding region: 1-462 (153 amino acids)
Source: RefSeq, a predicted model, not a curated record
AUGCUCAACUUGUCCAACCUCCGCAACCUUCUGUCGCAGGUGCUUGCUCUACCCGAGUUGCACACGGUUGCCCUCUUUACCCCGGAGGGCCAACUGGUCUCGUUCGCUGCGGAUCCGCACAGGCCGAAGGACAACGUACGCGUCAUCGUCGGGUUGGGUGGGGAGGUGUGGAAGGAGACGAAACAGCAGGGCGUGGGGAUGAUCGACAGCGAACUAGGACGCGUUGUCGUGCUGCCAAUUGACGAAGAAUACGAUGACGCCACGGAGAAUGGCACAAGUGACAAAGAUCCCGUCAUGCUUUUGGCUUUGAAUGCUACCACAUCUGUAUCUUGGGAUGAAUUGGAAUUCAAGGCACGAGAAUUGGUGAAACACUUGCAGAAGCCAGUUUCUGAACUGCGCGGACGUCUCGCUGCUGCGCCUGUCCUGCACAUCAACCCACGAUCUGAACGCACAGCUCGGUGA